Molecule: messenger RNA, 876 nt
Organism: Pestalotiopsis fici W106-1
Lineage: Eukaryota; Fungi; Ascomycota; Sordariomycetes; Amphisphaeriales; Sporocadaceae
Exons: 1
Coding region: 1-876 (291 amino acids)
Molecular function (GO): hydrolase activity
Source: RefSeq, a predicted model, not a curated record
AUGACAAAUAUCAUGGAGCUUCCAGUAGGAUCCUGGGAUUGUCAUCUACACGUAUUCGACCCGACACGAUUUCCCUUCAGACCUGAUAGAGCAUACACGCCAAGCCCAGCCACUGCGGAGGACCUCAUUGCUAACACGAGGAGCAAAGGCUUACUCCUCGUCCAGGCUAGCCCCGAAGACGGCCAUCAUGGCUUGCUAACACAGCUGCGUGAGGCUACUGAGAAAUAUCCUGCAAAACAUUUCCGCGCCUCAAUCAUCACGGAAGACGUCGUCGGCCACGACAUUUGUGGCCUCGACAAAGAGUCCAUUGACGCCAUGCAUGAUUGGGGCGUCCGAAGUAUACGGCUCCAGGGCAGCUUUGGGAGCUUUGGGUCUCAGCUUGAUCGUCUAAAAGAAUACUUGAACUCGUUGGCUAGAUCAUACGCUGUUCAGGGUCGAGGCUGGGUCAUCUCCAUGCAAAUGCCGCUAUCGGUAUGGGCUAACCUCGGGGACGUGGACUUUGGCUCCGCUAUCGUUGUUGCUGAGCAUGGUGCUUGCGCUACUCCCAAAGACGUGGAUAGUCACGAAUUCAAGACCUUCCUCGACUUGCUGCACACUGGCAGGUUCCAUGUCAAGAUAUCGGCUUUGCACCGAAGGUCGCCGGACAACUUCCGGAAUAUGAAGGGCGUAGUCCAAGCUUUCGCUAACACGGCGCCAGACAGGCUUCUGUGGGGAAGCGACUGGCCACACGUCGACACCAGGAGAGGAGGACUCGAGCCGACGCCAAACAAUCCGGACGCAAAGUGGGAUGAGGAGCUGAAAGCCAUUCAGUCGUGGCUGACGGACGAGCAGUAUCUGCAGAUGAUGGUGUCGAAUCCAUCGCGCUUGUUCUUGUGA